AUGAAGCGAUUCCUUCGAUCGUUGCGGAACGAAGCAAAUAGCGACUGUCAAUACUGUCGAGAGCUGCAUGAUGGACAACUGCGGAUCUCUGCCACAGAGCUCAUUCAGGGCUUGCUAUGCUGUCCGGCCUGUCAAUUGCUCUAUCAAUCAAUUAGCCCUUCGGACCUUAGCGAUCCCAGAAUUGUCUUAGCACACGUCCGCUUAUCUGGUGACUCGCAAGUCUCCCACACUUUCGAUCCGAAGUCCGAGGCUAUGUCUCGCCAGUUGCGCGCAGAAGAGGGUUUCAGCAAAGGAGGCUGGUUCGCCGGCCCUUCAUAUCCUCCUGCGGCUACUUACUCCCCGGUGGAGCGUACAGUGGAAUUGUUUAGUCUUGAAGGUCACACUUCGCAUUGGCUUAACAUUGGCACUUCGAGACACAUAUCAACCGCUGCAGAUGCCCCUGAAUGUCUCGACCUCAUCAGAACCUGGGUGUCAGACUGCGACAGGAAACAUCGAGGCUGCAAGAAAACCUCAUCCGCAAUUCUCCCUGAUCGAGUCAUCUUUGUCGGCUCCGGAGCCGAUCCGCACCUCGUCGAAUCCCAAGGCACUUUGGGGAAGUACAUUGCUCUAAGCCAUCGCUGGGGAGGCGAGGUGCCACUGCAGUUGAAGAAGCACACCGCCAAUGACUUCAAGCGAGGCAUUCCUUUCUCUCAAUUCCCAAAGACAUUCCAGGACGCCAUAACUAUUUGCCGUGCCCUGGCAGUCGAAUAUAUCUGGAUCGACUCCAUUUGUAUCAUACAAGACUCGAAGGAAGACUGGGAGAUCCAGGGGUCCAAGAUGGACCAGGUCUAUGCCAACUGUUUCCUUACCAUAGCAGCAGACGCCGCAGAGAACAGCCACGCGGGAUUUAUCAGGACUUCUGAAAGGCAGGACUUGAGGACCAAGACCCGGAAACUAGUCUGCUACGGCCCAAAAGGCGAAAAGAGUGAGAUUUUCGUCAGGCCGUGGAGGGAGUUUGGGAGCCUGGGUGGAUUUGGACGGCACUACUUCGAGAGCCUAGAGCGGGAAGAUCUCAAGCCCCCUCAGAGAUUGACAGACCAAGGCAGCUAUCUGCUUAGACGCGGCUGGGUGUUGCAGGAAACAUUCCUCCCCCCUCGUGCUCUCCAUUUUCUCCCGGGUGAAGUCACAUGGAGGUGUGCCUCGGUCUCUCGGUGUGAAUGCCAGCUCCGACCGCACGGUAGCGUUGUGCAUGAACCUCUGGAUCGUGAACGACCCCGGGAGAUCAGCUCCGAUGAUCUGAAAGAGUACUGGAAGGAAGUCAUCGAGCAGUACACGCGACGUCAACUCACUUUCCCCUCGGAUCGGCUGGCAGCUCUAGCAGGUUGUGCAAGCCGUGCUCACUCCAGUAGCCCGGACGUCGACUACUACGCGGGGUUAUGGUCAGAUGCUCUGCCAUCCACGCUUCUGUGGGUCGUUGACCGGCCGCCAGUCAACUCUGGGGGACAUGGGGACUGUGACAGCCAUCGGAUUGAGCCUUCUAUAGCUCCCACAUGGUCUUGGGCUAGCGUUACAGGUUACGUCGACUUUCUGUUUUGGAAACGGAACUUUGAUCGCGGGAGUUGGGCAAAAAGUGCUCCUGAUUUGACGGUCGUUCAUAUUCACUGUCCGCCUUUGGGCCAGAACAAGUAUGGCAGCGUUGGCGAUGCGAAAUUGACGGCGGAGGGGUAUCUUUGCAAAGUACGUGUUUGGUUGACGGGCGGAUCCAAGUGGCAUUUCCCGUUCAAGAUGGAAGCUCAAAACCUUGAUGGAACGCUUAGCAAGGCAUCUGGCUUCUUUUAUCCUGAUACAGAGGAGGUUCUGGCGAGUCUACAGAAAGAGCGUGAAUCCGGGAUGUCGAUGAUGGUGGUCAGCGUUUAUGAGUCUCGGCUGUUCCUUGUGCUGAGGCAGAUCGAAGAGAGCCAGUUGGUAUUUGAGAGGAUAGGGGUUUGUCACUGCCAUGUAAGCGACGAAGUGGUACUUUCAGAGUGGGGACGCAGGGAGCGAUUCACGAUUGUCUGA
Molecule: messenger RNA, 2037 nt
Organism: Phialemonium atrogriseum
Lineage: Eukaryota; Fungi; Ascomycota; Sordariomycetes; Cephalothecales; Cephalothecaceae
Product: HET-domain-containing protein
Exons: 3
Coding region: 1-2037 (678 amino acids)
Source: RefSeq, a predicted model, not a curated record